This is a messenger RNA of Amphiprion ocellaris (clown anemonefish), 1372 nucleotides long. It is a transcript of the gene arl6ip4, whose product is annotated as ADP-ribosylation factor-like 6 interacting protein 4. The transcript has 5 exons. The coding region runs from base 104 to 823 and encodes 239 amino acids. The record is from RefSeq and is a predicted model, not a curated record. Lineage: Eukaryota; Metazoa; Chordata; Actinopteri; Pomacentridae.
UCAAAGACGAGCACACUUCCGUAAACGAAAACGAGCUUUCAGUAUGAGCUGCUGCACACUCAGGUUUACCUUAUGUCAUCUUUAAACAGCUGGAUUCGUAGUUAUGGAUCGCAGCAGGUCACUGGAUAGACCCGGCAGAGAGAAAAAGCAGGAGAAGAAGAAGAAACGGAGACGAUCUUCCUCCUCCUCCUCUUCUUCAUCGUCUUCCUCAUCCAGCAGUAGAAGUCGGAGCAGAUCUACUAAAAAAGCUUCACACAAAAGCAGAGAUGAGAAAACACAAAGAAAGAAGCGCAGAAGACGCUCCUCUUCCUCGUCGUCCAGCUCUUCCUCCUCCUCGUCUUCUUCAUCCUCGUCGAGUGAUGAAAAGACAAAGAAGAAGAAAAGCAAAGCCAGAAAGAAGAAGCUGAAGAAGAAAAAGGCGACGCUGAAGAAACAGAAGAAAAAAGAGAAAAAGAAGAAGCUCAAGAAGAAGGAGAAGAAGAAAGCAGAGGUUCAGCUGCCUGCUGGUCCUGCAGAGAAACCUCCAUCUUACCUGGAGGUGUGGCAGAGUGAUGAGGGGGCCGUGGAGCUCGGGCCUGUCAUGACUGAUGAGCAGAAGGCUCGGCUCUCCACUAAGAGGCCUCUCACCAAGGAGGAGUACGAGGCCCGGCAGAGUGUGAUCCGCAGGGUGGUUGACCCUGAAACAGGACGGACCAGGCUGGUGAGAGGAGAGGGGGAGAUCAUAGAGGAGAUCGUCAGCCGAGAGAAACACAAAGACAUCAACAAGCAAGCUACGAAGGGAGACGGGAACGCCUUCCAGAGGAAACUAGGAAUCAACAGGUAGAAGAUAUUUUCUGAUAUCUGACUGCUGCUCAACUAAACUGAAACAAACUACUUCGAGAGGAGUUCACCCAGACUGCUGGAACCUUCUAUAAAUAUUGAACAAAGUACAUUUUUAGGGAUGCAGAUUUAUCUGUGAUUGAACUGUGUAGUAGCAAAUACAACAUGCAUCUCUCAAAGGAGAUUGAAAGAGAAACAGGAGUUACUGGAUUGUAAUAUUUAGAGUCAGCGGAUGCAGCAGCUCAUGACGUGCCAAAUAGUUUGCACAUCCAGUUUACACUGAUUCAUUUAUUUCAGCUGUUUUAAAGCAUAUCAGUGUGUAAAUUUAAAUAACGCUUCUUUUAUGAGUCGUGAACAUUCAAAUGGUCUCUUUAUUUGAUAUCAGCUAAUUGAUCUUGCAUCAUGUCUACUUAAUGUGGGAGGUUGACGUGUUUAGUGUCUACAUAUUGUGCAUCCACCUGUAGAUGUUCUCACACCUUGUUUCAUUUUUGUUCCCUAAAUAAGCCUGAAUUUGUGUGAACUGAUGCCAGAAAAAUAAACUGUCUUAACUUCC